This is a messenger RNA of Rhizophagus irregularis DAOM 181602=DAOM 197198, 1098 nucleotides long. Lineage: Eukaryota; Fungi; Glomeromycota; Glomeromycetes; Glomerales; Glomeraceae. The record is from RefSeq and is a predicted model, not a curated record.
AUGGAUGUUACUUAUAUUACCAGAGGUGGAUUUGGUAAAAUUUAUUCGGCUGAUUUGCCUGAAGGAUAUAUUAAAUACUGGGAUAUUGAAAAUCAAAAAUGGAAAAGGGAUAGUAAUAUAAAAGUUGCAUUAAAAAGUUUGGAUAAUUCAUCUUGUAUAAGUACAGAAUUUUUAAAUGAGAUUAAAACUCAUCUUCAGAUUUAUCUUUGGAAUGUUAUUCAAUGUUAUGGAAUAACUCAAGAUCCAGAUACCAAAGAUUAUAUGAUGGUUUUAGAAUAUUGUAAAAAUGGAAAUUUGAGAAAUUACUAUCUCAAUAAUGAAUCAGGUUAUUAUUCAAAAAUUGAAGAAUUAUUACGAAUUGCAAUGGGACUUCUAGAUAUCCAUAAUGCUGGAAAAGUUCAUAAAGAUUUUCAUUCAGGCAAUAUAUUAUAUAAUGGUAGUGAAGGUACAUUUAUAAGUGAUUUAGGAAUGUGCCAACCAGCAAAUAAUGAAAAUCAAUUAGUUAAACAUGAAGGAAUUUAUGGAGUAUUACCUUAUAUGGCACCAGAAGUUUUACGUGGAUAUCAAUAUACAAAAGCAUCUGAUAUUUAUUCAUUUGGAAUAAUGAUGAAUGAAUAUAUAUCUGAAGAAACUCCUUAUAAUAAUAUUCCUCAUAAUCAUGCUUUGGCUAUUAAAAUAUGUAAAGGACUUAGACCAAAUAUUUUUAAAUAUACACCAAAAUUACUUACAGAUUUGAUUACUAAAUGCUGGGACGCUAAAGCAGAAAAUAGACCAACUGCUAAGGAAUUGUAUCAAACACUAAAUAAAUGGUAUAAUUAUUGGUAUAAAAAUAGUAAUAGUACUGAAUCUCAAGUAUAUGAAGAUAUUGAUACUGAAUCUCAAGUAAAGGAAUAUAAUAAUAAGAUCAAAUUAAACAGAACAAGUGAAAAAAGAUCCAAUAACAUUCAAACACAUCCACAAUCAAUCUACACUAGUAGACUUUUAAAUUUCAAAAAUCUUCCAGAACCAGUAAAUUCAGAUUCAGAAUGUUUAGAUUGUCAAUUAAACGAAUUAGAUCUUAAUGAAAUUAAUCAAGAUGAUGAAAAUAAUUCUGAAUGA